AUGCCUUCACAUUACCCCAACGCCGACGUGAGAUUGUGGAAAUUGCCAACGAACCGGCAGCGCUAUCCCUACUUUAAACCCCAAGCAGACUCCGACGGCGGGCACCGCUCUCGUGCCCACGUCUCAAGACUCUACUACCACCAAGCUGUUUACGCCGCUGUCUAUCUGAGGGAUUUAGCUCCAGAACCGAAUUCUGGUGAGUUGCUUCGUCUCUUCCCUCUCUGCCAAUAUUCGGCCGAAGAUGGGCAUCACACCGACUGGCGCUUGGCUCACCUGGUUGGUAUCAUCUCGCGUGGACCCUGCCUCUCCUUUGUGGAAGUUACUGCGGUCACAGCUAACGGCCGGACCACACCGGAGGAUUUAGGCCUCUGGAAAGACUCACAGAUCGGACCGUUGAAGAAGAUCGUGGACUCUGCGCAUAGCCAGGGCCAGUUGAUUGGAAUCCAACUCUCCCAUGCGGGCCGGAACGCGAGUACUGUUGCCCCGUGGUUGAGCAUGAACCGAGGGCCGGGAGCUUCUGUUAAAUCAGUCGAUGGCAUUGACCACAAUGGCUUUGCACCAGAAAGAACCCUUUUUACUCUUCCCUCCAUCCAAGCUUCUGGACUAACAUCUGCCUUGCUCUUUGAAGAGCGUCAUUGCUGGCCAGACGAUGUAGUUGCCCCGACAUAUGACUCCGAACAUGCCUCUCUUCUCACGCGUGAGUGGCAACGAGUGGCUGGAGCAUCUAACUGGGACGCGGGCCAGACGGUUCGGUUGGCGGAGGUUCUAGUGGGACACGGGAUGGAUGUCCUCGAUGUACCCAGCGGAGGGAAUGAUCCCCAGCAGCAGAUCAAGGGGUGCCAGGCCUACCAGUCCCCCUACGCAUUCCAGGUGAAAGAUGCUCUGGGCGAUCGUCUUCUGGCGGCCUCCGUUGGGGCCAUCACCUCCGGUCCGCAGGCUAAUGACCUCUUGAAUGCGGGCCUCGAUAUGGUCGUCAUCGGGCGCAAUGUUUCAGAAAAUCCAGGUCUGUUGUGGACGUUCGUUGAAAAGCUCGAUGUUCCAUCAGAUUCACUGGAGGUUUGCUGGAUAGCGCCUUCACCAAUGAUUACUGCUGGCGUAGAGUUGAAGGAAUUGCCAAUCACAACAGCUGAGUCUGGUCUUAUAGUAAUCAAAGCGAUCAUGGAUGCGCGCAUCGACAGCUUACAGAACAUGGACUUCCCAAAUGUCAAGCCAAUAACGAUUGAGACGUAG
This is a messenger RNA of Aspergillus eucalypticola CBS 122712, 1230 nucleotides long. Its product is annotated as FMN-linked oxidoreductase. NCBI's taxonomy places the organism in Eukaryota, Fungi, Ascomycota, Eurotiomycetes, Eurotiales, Aspergillaceae. Gene Ontology annotation, cellular component: intracellular anatomical structure. The coding region runs from base 1 to 1230 and encodes 409 amino acids. The record is from RefSeq and is a predicted model, not a curated record. Gene Ontology annotation, molecular function: FMN binding; NADPH dehydrogenase activity; NADP binding. The transcript has 4 exons.